Molecule: messenger RNA, 2351 nt
Organism: Carassius carassius (crucian carp)
Lineage: Eukaryota; Metazoa; Chordata; Actinopteri; Cypriniformes; Cyprinidae
Product: gastrula zinc finger protein XlCGF26.1-like
Exons: 3
Coding region: 110-1531 (473 amino acids)
Biological process (GO): regulation of transcription by RNA polymerase II; central nervous system development
Cellular component (GO): nucleus
Molecular function (GO): DNA-binding transcription factor activity, RNA polymerase II-specific; RNA polymerase II cis-regulatory region sequence-specific DNA binding
Source: RefSeq, a predicted model, not a curated record
GUUUGGCGACGUUGCGUCAUAUGAAUGCGCCGUGUGAUGCGUCUGUGUUUGGACUGAAGAAAGAAAAAUUCCUGGUGAAGUGACGGAGAGCCACGUGAAUAUUAUAAAGAUGUCAUUUAUUAAGGAGGAGAAUGAAGACAUGAAGAUUGAAGGAGCAUUAAGUGUGAAGCAAGAAGAUACUGACACACAGUCAGACCUGAUGAUCCCUAAAGAGGAAAGUGAAGAACUGAAUGAAAUGGAAGAGAAAGACCAGACACAUAAUUUCAUGACCGAAGAACAAUCCAUACAGACUAAAAAUAUUUCCUCACAAAAAAAGACCAAUAUAACCAAAUCGAAAUGUUCUUUCAUCUGCCCACAAUGUGGAAAACGUUUCACUCAAAAAGCAAACCUUAAAGUCCACAUUAGAAGUCACACUGGAGAGAAGCCAUUCACCUGCAAACUGUGUGGGAGGAGCUUCUCACGAAAAGAAAGUCUUAAGAUUCACAUGACAAUUCACACUGGAGAGAAGCCAUUUGUAUGUGGUCAGUGUGGAAAGCGUUUCAGAUGUAAGGAAAUCCUUAAUUCCCACAAGAGGGUCCACUCGGUAGAGACCCAUUUUAGAUGUCAUCAAUGUGGAAGGAUUUUCCGUUUCAAAAAAAACCUCAAUACUCACAUGAGAGUUCACUCUGGAGAGAAGCCUUACUCAUGCCAUCACUGCGGAAAGCGUUUCGUUCAUAAAGUAAGCCACAAGAAUCACAUGAAGAUUCACAAUGAAGAGAAGCCAUUCAUGUGUGCUCAGUGUGGAACAUGUUUCAAAUAUAAAGCAACCCUUAAUGCCCACAUGAGAGAUCACACUGGAGAAACUCCAUUCACCUGCAAACUGUGUGGGAAGAGCUUCUCACAUAAAGGAAAUCUUAAGACUCACAUGAGAAUUCACACCGGAGAGCAGCCGUUCACGUGUGAACAGUGUGGAAAGAGUUUCAGACGUAAAGAAACUCUCGAUUCCCACGUGAGAGUUCACACUGGGGAGAGCCCUUACAGCUGCAAAGUGUGUGGGAAUGGCUUCUCACGAAAGGGCAAUCUUAAUACUCACAUGAAAAUUCACACUGGUGAGAAGCCGUUCAUUUGUGACCAGUGUGGAAAGAGUUUUAGACGUAAAGAAACGCUUAAUUACCACAUCAGUAUUCAUUUAAGAGAGAACAGUUUAACAUGUCAUGAGUGUGGAAAGAGUUUCACAGAUAGUAAUCUCCUUAAGAAGCAUGUAGUCAUUCACAUCGGGGAUAAGCCUUUCAUGUGCUAUUUCUGUGGAAAGACUUGUAAAAGCAAAUCAAACCUUGAGAAUCACAUAAAGGUUCACACAGGAGAGAAGCCUUUCACCUGUCAAGAGUGUGGAAAAGGUUUUACAGUUAAAGGAAACCUUCACAUUCACAUGAGGGUUCACACCGGAGAGAAGCCAUACAAGUGUCUUCAGUGUGAGAAGAGUUUCACGUAUCCAAAAGACCUGAAACGUCAUAUGCACAUUAAAUGUGAGAAUAAAACUGCUGUGUUCUGAAUAUAGAAAGGUUUUCAAAGUGGAACAUUUUCAGAAAUCACCUGCACAUUCCCUCCUGAGAAUUUAAUUAGGAGUAGUGUUAAAAAAUCAUACAGAUAUUCUGAGACUUUAUUUUUGUUCUUUGUGCAAAAGAGUUUUUAAAUAUUUAAUCAAUUUAAAUUGUUAGCAGAAAAUAUGUAUAUGUUCACAAUACAUUUUCAUUGUAAAGAGCAUUGGUUCCCAACUACAUUCCUGGAGCACAUUUGCAUGCCUCUCUUAAUCAAACUCCCGAUUCAACUCAUUACAUUCAAAGACAUGCAAAGUGUGUUGAGUUGGGGGAUCUAGGAAUGUGGUUUGGUUUAUUUUUGAUUCCGUUUAACACCUCAAACAAAUUGUAGAUCAGGAAUGGGCAACUUUGGUCCUGAGGCUGUUCUUCGUACAUUGCUAAAGCCUGAAACACAGUGCAGGAUUUUCGGCUGUCCCAGACAAAAGAAUUGUAUUGUGAAACAAUCCUGGUGAUUUCUGUGAUCAUGCUGAUUGUUUUGUUUUUCUAUAGUAACAUGCGUCGUAUCGUAUUGUGGUCAACAGGUGUCAUUAUCGUACAGUCUACACACAUCAUAGCCAAGUUUAUUAGAUCCAUUUCACACAGUGUAACAUGCAGUGAUCUUAUAGGAUUGCUAAAAUCAUUCAGUGUGUCUUGGGUUGAGCUGGAUUUUAUUGUCGAUUAUUUUCACUUGAUCUUGGAUUAUUUUGUUCUUCGAAGAUCAACCCAGAGUUGCUGUCAUAGCAAUACGUUUGUAAAAUUAAUCCUGCUUAUUUCAUAUAAACAGGAUUAGAUUGC